AUGUACAGCCUCUUGCUUCAGCUCUUGUUGCUCCUGCCUCUGGGAAAAGCUGGGUGGCACAGGGUUGGUGGCAAGGGUCAGCGUUCUCUUUCCCUUGUGCUCCUAGACAGGAACCGGAGAGAACUCCCUUUGGGCAACCACGAGGAAGGUGAGGAGAAGCCAGAUCUCUUUGUGGCGGUGCCACAUCUAAUAGGUGCUGGCCUGGCAGGGGACAGCCAGAGGCAGAGAGAGAGGAUGCUGUCCAGGUUUGGAAGGUUCUGGAAGAAGACUGAGGAAGAGCUACACACAUCCAAGGACUCCGAUAGUGAGCACGUCCCACCUGGGACCCAGGCUCUCACCCAGCCAGCGGAUGGUAUGAAAAUGGAGAAAUCUCCUGUUCGGGAAGAAGCCAAGAAAUUCUGGCACCACUUCAUGUUCAGAAAAAGUCCAGCUUCUCAGGGGGUCAUCUUGCCCAUUAAAAGCCAUGAAAUACAUUGGGAGACCUGUCGGACUGUGCCCUUCAGCCAGACUAUUACCCAUGAAGACUGUGAAAAAGUGGUUGUCCAGAAUCAUCUUUGCUUUGGGAAAUGUGGAUCUGUUCAUUUUCCUGGAGCUGCGCAGCACUCUCAUAUCUUCUGCUCCCAUUGCUCACCCACCAAGUUCACUACGAUGCACUUGCCUCUGAACUGCACUAGCCUUGCCCCUGUGGUCAAGGUGGUGAUGCUGGUGGAGGAAUGCCAGUGCAAGGUGAAGACGGAGCAUGGAGAUGAACACCUCCUCCAGGCUGGCUUCCAGGAUUCCUUUAUCCCAGGAGUUUCAACAUAACAAACUAUCCCACUAUUACCUUUGAAAAGCAAAACCACAACAGCACAGGUGCUAAUUAUUCAAUCUGAAAAUGUUAAGUGGGUGCAUCAUAUUUUAAGAGAAGGUGGCUUAGAAAGUAGUUUUAAGGUAACAGGAUUUAGAAGAAACAGUAUUUGUCUAGUUACAGGUACACGUUUGGGAUCUAGUUUUGGCUGUGCCACUAAUAGUAAGUAGCAAAAACUUUCUCCAUCUAAAGGUUUUCAUUUAUGAAUGAGGGUCUUGACCUUGAUGAUUGCUAAAGUCUUCUACUACUACUAUCCCAAGUCCUACUUUCUCCAAGCCUUAUACCUAUAGAAAGAAAGGAGAUAAACUAGACCAUGAAAAUGUACUUUAUUAGCUUGUCAGAUAGUCGGUGAAAAAGAAAAAAAAAAAAGAAAGGAGAAGCUGGAGUACUUUUAAAACAAGAUUCUUUAUACUGGUAGCUGCCUUCACAUCGCUGUGUUUUGUUUGACU
This is a messenger RNA of Otolemur garnettii (small-eared galago), 1296 nucleotides long. RefSeq names its product cerberus 1, DAN family BMP antagonist (gene CER1). NCBI's taxonomy places the organism in Eukaryota, Metazoa, Chordata, Mammalia, Primates, Galagidae. Gene Ontology annotation, biological process: signal transduction involved in regulation of gene expression; determination of heart left/right asymmetry. The record is from RefSeq and is a predicted model, not a curated record. Bases 1 to 804 code for a protein of 267 amino acids. The transcript is spliced from 2 exons. Gene Ontology annotation, molecular function: morphogen activity.